UCAGUAACAACCGCAGAGACGCUAACAUGUGGUCUACGUCCCCCCACGGCCCCCUGGUCCACUUCGCUCUCACCUACACAUCAUUCGCCGUAGGAACCUCCUCUCCUAACUUGUAUAACUCUAUAAAACUCUAAUUUGAAACGCAAUUGACCUCCCCUGAAAUCCUUCUCCUCCGCCAGAGCCACCUCACAUGGCGGCCGGGAUUUACAUCGCCACUCCCUCGAGAACCGUAGUCCAUUUUAAGCACAGUCCACUUCUUGGCCCGAAGCCCAGCUCACUCGCCGCACCGGCUUUACGGCUUUCCCACUCCCUUGGGAAAUUUCCGGGGAUUUCGAGGAAGAAGCCCAAUCUGACGGUGUGUUUUGUGUUGGAGGAUGAGAAAUUGAGGCGUCUGGGAGAGGAAAGUGGGGAAGAGAGUAGUAGGAAGGAAAUCGCGACGGCGGUGGCGGAGAAAGUGGCGAGGAAGAGAUCGGAGAGGUUUACUUACCUGAUUGCGGCUGUUAUGUCGAGUUUCGGGAUUACUUCCAUGUCUGUCAUGGCUGUUUACUACAGAUUUGCUUGGCAAAUGGAGGGAGGAGAGGUACCUUACGCAGAAAUGUUGGGUACAUUUGCUCUCUCUGUUGGAGCUGCUGUGGGAAUGGAGUUCUGGGCCAGAUGGGCGCAUAAAGCACUGUGGCACGCUUCCUUGUGGCACAUGCACGAGUCGCACCAUAAACCACGAGAAGGUCCUUUCGAACUGAACGAUGUAUUUGCAAUAAUUAAUGCUGUCCCAGCCAUAGCCCUUCUCUCCUACGGCUUCUUCCACAAGGGCCUCGUCCCUGGCCUCUGUUUUGGCGCUGGUCUGGGAAUCACGAUGUUCGGCAUGGCCUACAUGUUCGUCCACGAUGGUCUCGUCCACAGGAGAUUCCCGGUGGGGCCCAUCGCCAAUGUUCCCUAUUUUAGAAGAGUAGCCGCAGCUCAUCAGCUUCACCACUCAGACAAGUUCAAUGGAGUCCCAUACGGAUUGUUCUUCGGACCUAAGGAACUUGAAGAAGUGGGAGGGCUUGAGGAGUUGGAGAAGGAAAUUAAUAGAAGGAUUAAAUUGUCUAAGAAUUUUAGAUGACAUUUAUUUCAGACAUAUUUUGUGAUAUUUUCCCACCUUAAAUGGAUUUGAUUUUUGACUUGUGAUUAAGGAAAAAUAUAGGGGACUAAAACCUCAAUUCCUUGUCCUAUUUUCUGAAUUUUACAACUACAUAUUAAUGAAGCUCA
Messenger RNA from Sesamum indicum (sesame), 1248 nucleotides. Its product is annotated as beta-carotene hydroxylase 2. Gene Ontology annotation, cellular component: chloroplast. The record is from RefSeq and is a predicted model, not a curated record. Lineage: Eukaryota; Viridiplantae; Streptophyta; Magnoliopsida; Lamiales; Pedaliaceae. Gene Ontology annotation, molecular function: beta-carotene 3-hydroxylase activity; iron ion binding. Gene Ontology annotation, biological process: xanthophyll biosynthetic process; carotene metabolic process.